AUGAAUGAUAAACUUAAAAAAGAGCAUAAAGAUCACGAUACUACUACGCAAUUUAAUGAUUUUUCGCCGCCGCAUAUGAGUAUAGACUUCCAUUCGAACAACAAUAGUAAUAUCAUCGAGACUAUUGGUGUUUCCAAAAGACUGGGAAAUUCCGUACUUAGCGAACUGGAUUCUAGAGCCACGUCAAAGUUCGAAUUCCUGCAAGGUCAAAAUCAACAGCAACACAACAGCAGCGAGAGCGGCGAACUAAACUCGGACUCGUAUGAUAUCAACGAGUUCUUCCAAACAGAGCAUGAUUCUCAAUUUAGUCAGAUGGAGUCGCUAGACGCUCAUUAUACGUUGUUGCACACACCCAAGAGGAAAUCCCAGCAUGCGACCCAACAGGACCGGUCGGAAUCGUUGAAGAGAUCAAGACCAUCCCGCUCAAUUUCAUACACUACACCAGCGGUAAAUGAUAUCACAAGAAGAAUACGAAGGCUGAAGCUGCGGAACUCAUUGGUCAAUGGUAAUGACAUUGUAGCCAGAGCGAGAUUCAUGCAGGCAAACUCUAAUGUCAAUUCGAUAAAGAACACCCCAUUGUCAAAGCCCAAGCCGUUUAUGCAGAAACCGAACUUUCUCACGCCCACCACAAAUUCCUUGAAUAAGGUCAACUCCACUCAUCGCAAUGCAUCCUCUUCUUCGUCAGUCCCGGUGAUUCCAAAACCCAAAGUUCCCAAAUCUACAUCAAUAAGAGAUUUACACACUAGAAUCAAGCCAACAGAACGCACGCCACUUGCGCCAGGAACGAAUUCUCAACUGAAGAAAUCGGUUUCUGUUUUUGAUAGACUCUACAAGCAAACGACGUUCUCUAGGUCAACAUCCAUGAAGAACUUAUCAUCAGGCGUUUCUGCAAAGUCCAAGGAACACACCAAUACAAAGACUCGGAUGGUGAAAAGUAAGACAAGUGGUUCAUUGUCCAGUCAUCUCAAGCAAAACGCGGACGCCAAUACAAAGAACGAGAGACCAAUUUGGAGAUGA
Saccharomyces kudriavzevii IFO 1802 is the source of this 1017-nucleotide messenger RNA. It is a transcript of the gene SHE1, whose product is annotated as She1p. The coding region runs from base 1 to 1017 and encodes 338 amino acids. Gene Ontology annotation, cellular component: microtubule cytoskeleton. The record is from RefSeq and is a predicted model, not a curated record. Gene Ontology annotation, molecular function: microtubule binding. NCBI's taxonomy places the organism in Eukaryota, Fungi, Ascomycota, Saccharomycetes, Saccharomycetales, Saccharomycetaceae. The transcript has a single exon.